This is a messenger RNA of Aspergillus japonicus CBS 114.51, 1692 nucleotides long. RefSeq names its product Hsp70 family protein. Gene Ontology annotation, molecular function: ATP-dependent protein folding chaperone; ATP binding. Bases 1 to 1692 code for a protein of 563 amino acids. The transcript is spliced from 12 exons. The record is from RefSeq and is a predicted model, not a curated record. Lineage: Eukaryota; Fungi; Ascomycota; Eurotiomycetes; Eurotiales; Aspergillaceae.
AUGGGCAAAGCAAUAUAUGCUGUUGUAGGCAUUGAUUUCGGAACAACUUACAGCGGAGUCGCUUGGGCGCUAGAAGGAAACCCGGAAGACAUUGAGAUUAUAUCCAGCUGGCCAGGAGGAGGAAAUCGGACAACACUGAAGGUGCCUUCUGUUAUCUCAUACGAGAAUAAGGUUUCCAAAUGGGGCUACCAAGUAGGCCCUUUGUCCGAAGUCAUUCGUGGUUCUAAGCUUCUGCUAGACGAACACCAGGACCAAGAAUAUGCCCCUUCUCUUGAAUCAAAGCCCUUACUUGUAAAGUACGGCAAAGAUGCAGUUCAAGUCUCGGGAGAUUACUUGAAAAAUCUCGUCGUGCACGUGAAAGAUACGCUAGAGCGACGCUUUGGAGAAUCCGCCAAGUCUAUGGAACUUAUUUACGUGCUUACAGUUCCUGCCGUCUGGUCCGACAAAGCGAAAGAUGCAACGCUUAGAGCCGCUUUCUUGGCUGGUGUGGACUCUAGUCAAGUAUCUCUUGUGUCAGAGCCCGAAGCCGCCGCAUUACAUUCGCUGCGUACGAUCCAACCGAAUUCAAUCUCAAAAGAAGAUGUACUUAUCGUGUGCGAUGCGGGUGGUGGAACAGUGGAUCUGAUCUCUUAUAAAGUAAGAGACAUAGCACCAUUGGAUAUUGAGGAAGUCACAGAAGGCACAGGAGCUGUUUGCGGAUCCCUUUUACUCGAUGAAAGGUUUGAACGCCUUCUUAUGAGGAAAGUUGGCCUAGAAAAUUGGCAAUGUCUUCGUACACAGUCGAAGGAGUCUGCUCUCUCAUAUUGGAGAGAUAUGGUCAAGCCUAAUUUUGGUGAGGAAUCUGAAUGCGAUUAUUUAGAUGUAGACCAUUUCAUCCCGCUCCCAGGCGCGGAAAGUCAGCCAGACAAGCACAUUGAGGCUGGUUUUGUCCAACUCGAUAGUAAUGAGAUCGAAGAGAUAUUUGAGCCAAUAGUCUUGAAAGUUGAGGAAUUGGUCAGGAUGCAGCUUGAGAGAGUUGCAGAUCUUGGUCUCAAAGUAAAGGCUAUUGUUCUUGUUGGAGGGUUUGGUUCCUCCAGAUAUCUGUUUCAACGGUUGAAGACCAAAAAUCCGUCUAUCCCAGUAAUGCAGCCCCCAAACGCUUGGGCAGCAGUUGUGAGCAACCUGAUGUCGGGCAGUGGAGCCGUUUCCCGCGGUUUGGAAGGAAAUCGAGUCGAAGCGCGAGUUUCUCGUCGAUCGUAUGGUGUCUCAGCCAACAAGAAAUUCGAUCAAUCCCGUCACGCGAAACAUGCUAAGUACUGGUCGCAUACCGAGCAAGAAUGGUUUGCCAGGGACAAUAUGACUUGGUAUAUUAAGAAGUCUGCUAGGGUAUCUGAACACCAACCUAUCAAAUUUGAUUUCUAUCGCACAGUAUUCGUGGAUCAAGCGGAUGAACUACGCUUCACAGAUGAAUUGUUCUUUUGCAAUGACAAAAGUCCACCAGAUAUAAAAUGUGGUAGAGUUAUCCCAUUGUGCACACUGAACUCUGAUCUGAGCAAAAUCCCUCGACAGCUUUUCCGAAGGAAAAAAAAUUCGAGCGGCAAUGAAUAUUAUGAAAUAACUUAUACUCUAAAGGUGACUCCAGCAUCAGCCUCAUUGCUCUUUGACUUAGAAUUCAACGGGGUUUCGUAUGGAAGCGUAUCUUCGCGAUAUUGA